GUGGGGCCUGCAGAGGAACAUGAAAUGUUUCUGUAGGACCACCAGCGUUCAAAUCUCCUACGAGUCGUUUCAAGCUGCUCCUAUUUGUAUCUGUGGACUCAUCUGCAGUGUAGCCCAUCACUCAGCCCAUGUAAAGGAUGGUAGGAGAGAAGCUGUUGUCACCCAUGAUGCUAAUGUCUGUGCUGAGUUUACUGACCUUACAGACAUCUAUUGGACAGCAGUUGGCCGAGGACUCCUGCACCGUUCAGAUCUUGGUUCCUGGACUUAAAGGAGAACCAGGGGAGAAAGGACAAAAAGGAGCACCAGGGCGACCGGGAAGAGUUGGACCUGCUGGAGAAACUGGUCAGCCUGGCUUUAAAGGUCAGAAAGGCAUUAUGGGACGUUAUGGAAAAGUAGGCCCAAGUGGAAUGAAAGGGGUGAAGGGUGACUUAGGGGAUCCAGGUCCAAGGGGGCCUACUGGAGAUCCGGGUGUUCCGUGCGAGUGCACACCAAUGAGGAAGAUGAUUGGGGAAAUGGACAUUCUUGUGGCCCAGCUCUCGUCUGAACUGAAAUUCAUAAAAAAUGCACUGCCCUCCCCUGCAGCUGUUGCUGGCAUAAAAGAGACAGACAGUAAGGUGUAUCUGUUGGUGAAGGAGGAGAAACGCUACGCCGAUGCUGAGCUCUACUGUCAGACACGGGGAGGGCACCUGGCCAUGCCCAAGGAUGAGGGAGCCAACGCUGCCAUCGCUGGGUACAUAACAGAAGCAGGUCUGAACAGAGUCUACAUCGGGAUCGAUGACCGGCAACGUGAGGGCGUGUUCACCUAUGCUGAUCUCUCUCCCAUGACCACUUUCAGCAAAUGGAGGAGAGGAGAGCCAAAUAACGCCUAUGAUGAUGAGGACUGUGCUGAGAUGGUGGCUUCUGGGGAGUGGACAGAUGUGGCGUGCAGCCCUACCAUGUAUUUUGUGUGUGAGUUUGACAAGGACAGUCUCUGAAUAUAUGCUGAAAAAAACAAAAAUCUUACAAAAAUCUAUGGGUUAUAUCUGUUCUCUGUAUAUAAUAUGAAAAAUGACAUGCAAGUUGUGCAAACACGUGUACUUCUUGCUUUCCUUUUUUACUAUAAGCUAUUUAUUUUCAUAGCUAACAUCAUAUCCAGUUUUUGCUCUUUAAUAAAUGCUGUUUAUUCUGAGUGCACACUGAGUGUCAUAUUCUGCCAAUUAUUAGUGUUUCAAACAGAAUACCAGCUAAUGUAUUGGGUUGUUGUUAUGCAAACUGUCCACUGAGCAUUGUGUGCAGCAGUGCCAUCAAUAAAGAAAACAAAUAAGCCUGUAAUCUCUGUAUACAAUAUAAAACCACAGACAGAUUUUGGUUCCACUUUGGUGCAGCUAAGUACAGAAUCUGAAUACAUUAAAUAUUCAUGGUUGUAACAUAAGUUGUGCCCAUUGUUGUUAAAAAAAAAAAAAAAAAGUAAA
Molecule: messenger RNA, 1451 nt
Organism: Cheilinus undulatus (humphead wrasse)
Lineage: Eukaryota; Metazoa; Chordata; Actinopteri; Labriformes; Labridae
Gene: colec11
Product: collectin sub-family member 11
Exons: 7
Coding region: 138-974 (278 amino acids)
Source: RefSeq, a predicted model, not a curated record